CUCUCUCUCUUCUCAUUUACAUUUCAGAGUCUCUCCAAACCCACCUCCUCCAAAUUCUUCCGAUUUCCAGCCGGGCGCCGGAGAGAUUCUGAGCAAAAAUCUGAACCCUUUCAUUUACUAUAAUUUUAGAUUCAUUUUUUUGAUACAUACAUACAUAUCUAUCCAUCUCUCUUGCUCCGAUUCACUUCUCGGUUCAUGGAUUCCACGUCUGAGAAGCUUUCGCCCUUCGAUUUCAUGUCCGCGAUCCUGAAAGGUGUGAAGAUGGACAAUUCCAACGGAUCUUCAGAGGCGGCCCCGCCGGCGCUCGUUGCGAUGCUCAUGGAGAACAAGGACCUCGUCAUGAUCCUCACCACCUCGCUCGCCGUGCUCAUCGGUUGUGCUGUGGUGCUCGUUUGGAGGCGUGCCGGCGGAUCGAAGAAGGUCGUGGAGCCGCCCAAGGUGAUUGUCCCCAAGGCCCGGGUCGAGCCCGAGGAAGUUGACGAUGGGACGAAGAAGGUUACCAUCUUUUUCGGCACGCAGACCGGCACAGCUGAAGGCUUCGCUAAGGCACUGGCUGAGGAAGCUAAGGCUAGAUAUCAACAGGCCAAGUUUAAAGUGGUUGACAUAGAUGAUUACGCUGAUGAUGAUGAAGAGUACCAGGAAAAGAUGAAGAAAGAAACUGUGGCAUUCUUCUUCUUGGCUACAUAUGGAGAUGGGGAGCCUACCGACAACGCAGCCAGGUUUUACAAAUGGUUCACAGAGGGAGAAGAGAAGGGUGUUUGGCUUAAGAAUCUUCAGUAUGGUGUGUUUGGUCUUGGGAACAGGCAGUAUGAGCAUUUCAAUAAGAUUGGGAUUGUGGUGGAUAACCUUCUUGCUGAGCAAGGUGCACAGCGGCUUGUGCCAGUGGGUCUUGGAGAUGAUGAUCAGUGCAUUGAAGAUGAUUUUACCGCUUGGCGGGAAUUAGUUUGGCCAGAGUUGGAUAAAUUGCUUCUUAAUGAGGAUGAUGCAUCUGCUACUACUCCAUACACUGCUCAAAUUUUGGAAUAUCGUGUUGCUUUCCAUGAUGAAGUAGCUGAGAAUGGCACUGCCAAUGGUUACGCCAAUGGAAAUACAGUGUAUGAUGCUCAGCAUCCCUACAGAGCAAAUGUUGCUGUAAGAAAAGAGCUUCACACUCCUGCAUCAGAUCGUUCUUGCACUCACUUGGAAUUUGACAUAUCCGGCACUGGACUAAAGUAUGAAACUGGUGAUCAUGUUGGUGUUUACUGUGAGAACUUGAUUGAAACCGUGGAGGAGGCAGAGAGGUUGCUCAAUAUGCCCCCACAAACAUAUUUCUCACUCUAUGCUGAUAGUGAGGAUGGCACCCCGAUCAGUGGAGGCUCACUGCCCCCUCCCUUCCCUCCUUGCACUCUAAGAACUGCACUAACACGAUAUGCAGAUCUUUUGAGUGCUCCGAAAAAGUCUACGUUCCUUGCUUUAGCGGCCUAUGCCUCGGACCAGAGUGAAGCUGAUCGGCUCAAACAUCUUGCUUCUCCUGCUGGAAAGGAAGAAUUCGCGCAAUAUGUAGUUGCAAGUCAGAGAAGCCUGCUUGAGGUUAUGGCUGAUUUCCCUUCUGCCAAGCCCCCACUUGGUGUUUUCUUUGCUGCAGUUGCCCCUCGCCUGCAGCCCAGAUUUUAUUCCAUCUCAUCUUCCCCAAAGAUUGCGCCUUCAAGAAUACAUGUGACGUGUGCAUUGGUGUAUGAGAAAACACCCACCGGACGGAUCCACAAGGGUGUCUGCUCCACAUGGAUGAAGAAUGCUGUGCCCAUGGAGGAAAGCCAAGACUGCAGUGCUGCACCGAUAUUUGUCCGAACCUCUAACUUUAGACUUCCCGCCGAUCCUAAAGUGCCAAUAAUAAUGAUUGGUCCUGGAACUGGCUUGGCACCGUUCCGGGGUUUCCUUCAGGAGAGGUUAGCUCUGAAGGAAUCUGGAGCUGAGUUGGGUCCGGCUUUGUUAUUUUUCGGAUGCAGGAACCGGAAAAUGGACUUCAUUUACGAAGAAGAGCUGAACAAGUUUGUGGAAGCAGGGGUAAUUUCUGAGCUUGUCUUGGCAUUCUCACGGGAGGGACCCAAAAAAGAAUACGUACAGCACAAAAUGGCUGAGAAGGCUUCAGAUAUCUGGAAUAUGAUAUCCGAGGGAGGCUAUGUCUACGUAUGUGGUGACGCCAAAGGCAUGGCACGUGAUGUCCACCGGACCCUACACACUGUUGUCCAAGAACAGGGUUCUCUGGACAGCUCGAAAACCGAGAGCCUUGUGAAGAAUCUGCAGAUGAACGGAAGGUACUUGCGCGACGUAUGGUGACGGAUGGACAAAGAUCCUGUGCUGUGCUGUGCUGUAAUAAUUACUACAACUACCAUUAUGAAUGAAUGAAUAUUAUUAUUACUAUCGUUAUUCUUGAUAACUUGGAAGUGAAGUGGAGUGGAGUGGAGUGAAUGCAACCGGCAACGCAAACAAAGGAAGCCCCAAUGCAGUGCGUGUUGUAAUGUGUAAUGUAAUGUAAUGUAAUGGCUUAGACAAUUUUUUUGUUCUUCUACAACGACAACUACUACCGAGUAUUUUAAUGUAUUGGGUGGGUACAUCCAUCCAUCAUAUGUUACACUAGUAUUUAUUUAUAUAUAUAUAUAUAUAUAGGCACAGAGAGAGACAGAGAGAGCAACUCUUGAUUUUGCAUCUGUGUUGUAAUUAAUUAUAAUAAUGCUUCAUCUGUUAAUUUUA
Andrographis paniculata is the source of this 2730-nucleotide messenger RNA. Its product is annotated as NADPH--cytochrome P450 reductase-like. Bases 196 to 2316 code for a protein of 706 amino acids. Gene Ontology annotation, molecular function: NADPH-hemoprotein reductase activity; FMN binding; flavin adenine dinucleotide binding. The transcript is spliced from 18 exons. Gene Ontology annotation, cellular component: cytosol. NCBI's taxonomy places the organism in Eukaryota, Viridiplantae, Streptophyta, Magnoliopsida, Lamiales, Acanthaceae. The record is from RefSeq and is a predicted model, not a curated record.